UGCUCAGCAAUGACAGGGUGAGGGUGAGGGUGGGAACCAGACCAGAGAGGAAACCUAGGAGAGAAUGAGAAGGAAGGAGAAGUGAGAGAAGGAGCUAGAGGAGAAAAGGGAGGCAGGACACCCAUGAGCAAGAAGGAGUGAGAGAACCGGAGGAGGGAGGAGAGAAAAGGGCGGGAGUCUGAAGCGAAGUCGGAGCGGAGAGAAAGGGGGAGAGAAAACACCAAGUGGGGAGGGAGGAGAGGAGAGAGGGAAGUAACGAGAAGCGCAGCGGGGAGGAAGAGGCAGCAGGCUCUAUCUCCUCCGAUGACAAGUGCAGCUGGCUGGUGCUGAGUGGGGGAAGCCACUCGUGGGGGAGGUCGGUGCUGCGCUCUCUUCUCCACUCCCAAGAUGAUGAAGAGGCAGUUUAAUCGGAUGCGGCAGCAGCUCUCCCAUCCCAGCAUCACAGGACGAGCCCAAGAAACAGCCGAGUUCCUGACUGAAGACUUGCUGCAGAUUGAGCAGAGAAUUGAGCCAGCCAAACGGGCAGCGCACAAUGUGUCCAAGAGGCUCCAGGCAUGCCUGCAGGGGCAGUGCGGUGCAGACAUGGACAAACGAGUGAAAAAGCUGCCCUUGAUGGCUCUUUCCAUCACUAUGGCUGAGAGCUUCAAAGAACUGGACACCGAUUCCAGCCUCGGGAGAGCUCUAGAGAUGAGCUGCUUCAUACAAAGCAUGCUGGCCAAAGUCCUGUCUGAGUUUGAAAUCACCUUAGAGAGAGACGUCCUACAGCCUCUGAAUAAACUGAGUGAGGAGGAGCUGCCUGUCAUCCUGAAACACAAGAAGAAUCUUCAGAAGCUGAUCUUGGACUGGAACUCCAUCAAGAGCAGGCUGAACCAAGCUGUCAAGAACUCCAGUAACAGCACUGGUGUUGGCCCCGGCCCCGGGGGGUCGUCCGCUGCCAUCAAACUGGAGAACCUGAAGGAAGAGGAAGAGGAGGUGAAGCGAAGGGUGGAGCAGUGUAAGGAUGAGUACAUGGCUGACCUCUAUCACUUCUCCACCAAGGAGGACAGCUAUGCUAACUACUUCAUCAAACUGAUGGAAAUCCAAGCUCAGUACCACCGGAAGUCUCUGGAAUCUCUAGACACAGUCUUGGCGGAGCUGAAGGAGACCCACAGCCAGACAGAGCCCCCUUUCCCCAUAGAUACCCCGGUGUCGGGGUAUUAUGGAGUGCCUUUGGAGACACACCUGAGGACUUUGGGUCGGGAGAUUGCCCUCCCCAUUGAAGCCUGUGUCAUGAUGCUGCUGGCGUCGGGCAUGAGGGAGGAGGGACUCUUCAGGUUGGCAGCAGGGGCCUCGGUGCUGAGGAAGCUGAAGUGCAGCUUGGCCAGCGGGUCCAACGCGCUAGAGGAAUUCUACUCUGACCCACACGCUGUUGCAGGUGCACUGAAAUCCUACCUGCGAGAGCUGCCCCAACCCUUGAUGACCUUUGAACUCUACGAUGACUGGUUUAAAGUAGCCUGUUUCAAGGAGCCAGAGGGCCGUCUACAGAGCCUCCAAGACACCUGCAGCCAGCUCCCCCAGGACAACUACAACAACCUGAGGUAUUUGAUCCGGUUUUUAGCUAAGCUGGCUGAACAUCAGGAAGUGAAUAAAAUGACCCCUAGCAACAUCGCCAUCGUCCUGGGCCCCAACCUGCUGUGGUCACAGCAGAGCACAGGAGACCCAUUGCAGCUAGACAUGGCCUCCGUGUCCUCCAUCCAGGUGGUGGGCAUCGUGGAGGCCCUGAUACAGAAUGCCGACGCUCUCUUCCCUGGAGAGAUAGACUUCAAUGUUUCGGGUAUGUUCACUCCCCCCCCGGAGAUCAAACCCAUCGAAGCCCCUUCAGUGGAAGAGCCCUCAUCUCAGCCCCUUCCUGCCAGCGCUCCCUCUCUAACACCUGGAGAAGCCAGAAGAGACCCCGAGAUGUCCUCUGGACCAGUCUCCCCAAAGACGACCAGAACUUCUCCUGUGACUGUGGGCCCCUCGGCUGAUGACACCACACGCAAAAUGAAGCGAGCUGCCCCAGUCCGACCCAUGGUGCCCCCACCACAGGUGCAGCCUCGAACCCAAACUUCCACACCUCAAAACCCACCUGUGCCUGAGAGCACUGCCAUCCCCAAAGUCUUUCCUCGCCGAACGGUGAGUGGGUCUAUGCGAGCUCCCGCUGUCCCACCUCCACUUCCACCCCAGCCUGCCAGACGCCAGAGUCGCGGUGCUCCGCUGUCCCCAAAACCCCCAUUGACCCCCAAGUUGCCUCCAGACACCAUGAGGGAUGAGGGCUCUGCAGCUGGCCAACAUUCUGCACAUAGUGACAGUACAGAAACCACUGCAGACUGCACCCCAGAGGUAGAAGAGCCGGAGGAGCCAUCAUAUACAGGAGGGCCAGGCUCUUCAGCCACACCCCAGCCAACGGUCCAGUCCCCAGAAAAUGUGGGCGGGCCGCGGGCCUGCCCAUCAGGCCGAGUGCGCGCGCUGAUAGGUGGCGGCGCUUCGCCUGGCGGUGACGUCAUUCCCGCGGGAGAAAGCAGCAUGGCGGCCUGCAGGCGGCUGAGCGGGGCGAGCGCGCGGGAGGUGCUGGGCCCGGCGCAGGGGCUGCUGUUCGAUUGCGACGGGGUGCUGUGGACCGGCGAGCGGGCGGUGCCCGGCGCGCCCGAGCUGCUGGAGCGGCUGAGCCGCAGCGGGAAGGCCACGUUCUUCGUCAGCAACAACAGCCGGCGCUCGGUCUCCGAGCUGGAGCAGCGCUUCAGCCGCCUGGGCUUCCGCGGCGUGCGGGCCGAGCAGGUCUUCAGCUCCGCGCUCUGCUCCGCGCUCUACCUGCGCCAGCGGCUGCUGGGGGCCGGCGACGACGCCUGCCCCGGGCCCGGCCGGGUCUUCGUGCUGGGCGGGGAGGGGCUGCGCGGGGAGCUGCGGGAGGCCGGGCUGCGCCUGGCCGGGGAGGGCGACCCGGCUGGCGGGAAGGACGAGCCGCCGGUGCGCGCCGUGCUGGUCGGCUACGAUGAUCAGUUCACCUUCGCUAAGCUGUCCGAAGCCUGCGGCUACCUGCGCAACCCACAGUGUUUACUGGUGGCCACCGACCCCGACCCCUGGCACCUGCUCAGCGACGGGCAGUGCACCCCGGGGACAGGGAGUCUCAUGGCUGCAGUGGAAACAGCCUCAGGGCGCAAGGCGGUGGUGGUGGGGAAGCCGAACACGUAUAUGUUCGACUGCAUUGUAGAGCGCUUUGGUGUGGACCCUUCCAGCACCCUCAUGGUGGGCGAUCGGCUGGAGACAGAUAUCCUGUUCGGCAAGAACUGUGGGCUUGCCACGGUCCUGACCCUGACUGGUGUGUCCCGCCUGGAGGAGGCACAGGCCUACAUGGCCAGCGAGAGCCCUGCUGCAAAGGACCUGGUGCCCAACUACUAUGUGGACAGCAUUGCAGACUUGAUAGAAGGCCUGGAUGAGUAGGGGGUGGGGUGGAGUGUGGGGGGGUUCCCAAUCCCAGUCCAGAUUUCCACCCAUUCCCAUUCUUCUCUCCCUUCUUUCUCAAUUCCUGGCUCUACCCAGUCCAUUAUUUAUGCAUUUAUUUUGCAGGGGGGCAGGGUGUGAGUAGUUGUCUUUCCUCCUUUAUCCUGCCAAGAACAAAACUUGCCUGAUAGAAUCCUUCCCCUUCAGUUAAACCUGCUACCACUGACUCUAAAGGAGAACUGGAAGCCUUGUGUUAAAAGCAGGGCGGGGGCAUGUGCAAGCCAAACCAGUGUCUGUUUGCUCCCCAGUGGGGUGAGGGCAGGCUGUCUUAUUUUUCUUUUGUAUAUAACCAGUGGCGGCCUUUACUGCUAUGCCCUCCACUCUCUGUGGAAGAAAGUGUAGGGAAAAGGCUCUUCUGGCCAGACCAGUGAAGUGUAUCAGUAACGAACUGUGUAGCUUUUGCCUGUGUCUGAUGGGUUGUGAUCCCACUACUACAGUGGGAAAGGGAUCUGUGUCCAUACCUCACUGCUAUUGUGUGGCUGUGCACGAGAUAGCGUUGGUAUUGUCAGUGCUGUGAACGUGCCACAGCCCCGGAAAUCAUUCCUUGCUGCUUUGUCUUUUUACAAUUUUAUUUAUGAAUUAACUUAUUUAUGGAAGUUUGUAUAAAUUAUUGCUGAUUGGCUGUGCCGGGGGUGGGGACGGUGCCUUUGGGCCCCACUCACUGCUUCUGUCCCAUAUUGUUGUGGUUCUUUGACACUCGCCAUUUUUCAGUAUAUAAUAAAGUGCGAGCGUGAGCUGGAA
This is a messenger RNA of Malaclemys terrapin pileata, 4260 nucleotides long. RefSeq names its product SH3 domain binding protein 1 (gene SH3BP1). Gene Ontology annotation, biological process: regulation of actin cytoskeleton organization; positive regulation of GTPase activity; regulation of Rac protein signal transduction. The record is from RefSeq and is a predicted model, not a curated record. NCBI's taxonomy places the organism in Eukaryota, Metazoa, Chordata, Testudines, Emydidae. The coding region runs from base 388 to 3459 and encodes 1023 amino acids. The transcript is spliced from 20 exons. Gene Ontology annotation, cellular component: intracellular anatomical structure; cytoplasm; cytosol. Gene Ontology annotation, molecular function: GTPase activator activity; protein binding; phosphatase activity.